Molecule: messenger RNA, 1097 nt
Organism: Limulus polyphemus (Atlantic horseshoe crab)
Lineage: Eukaryota; Metazoa; Arthropoda; Merostomata; Xiphosura; Limulidae
Product: zinc finger protein 235-like
Exons: 3
Coding region: 1-879 (292 amino acids)
Biological process (GO): regulation of transcription by RNA polymerase II
Molecular function (GO): DNA-binding transcription factor activity, RNA polymerase II-specific; RNA polymerase II cis-regulatory region sequence-specific DNA binding
Source: RefSeq, a predicted model, not a curated record
AUGGAUAAACAACUGAUACACACUGGGGAGAAGCCAUAUAGUUGUUUAUUAUGUGGCAAAGAAUUUUCUAGUAAAAAAUGUCAAACAAUUCAUGCACAGAUACACACUGGAGAGAAACCAUACAGUUGUGUUGUAUGUGGGAAAGGAUUUUUCAGUAAAAGUAGUCUAAACAAUCAUGAGAAGAUACAUACUGGGAAAAAACCACACAGCUGUGUAGUAUGUUGUAAACAGUUUGUAUGUAAAAGUAGCUUGAAGACUCAUGAGAUGAUACACAGUGAGGAGAAGCCAUACAGUUGUGUUGUAUGUGGUAAACAAUUUGUAAAUAAAAGUAACUUAAAGACUCAUGAGAUGAUACACAGUGACAAGAAGCCUUACAGUUGUGUUGUAUGUGGGAAAGGAUUUUUUCGUAAAAGUGGUCUAAAUGAUCAUGAAAAGAUACACACUGGUGAGAAGCCAUAUGGUUGUGGAGUUUGUGGUAAACGAUUUGUAAGUAAAAGUAGCUUAAAUACUCAUGAGAUGAUACACAGUGACAAGAAACGUCACAGUUGUGUCAUAUGUGGUAAACAAUUUGUAACUAAAAGUCAAAUAAAGCGUCAUGAGCGGCUACACACUGGAGAGAAGCCUUACAGUUGUUUAUUAUGUGGCAAAGAAUUUUUAACUAAAAAUGGUCAAAUGAUUCAUGAGAAGAUACAUACUGGUGAGAAACCAUACAGUUGUGUAAUAUGCUGUAAAAAAUUUGUAACUAAAAGUAACUUAAAGACUCAUGAGCAGAUACACACUGGGGAGAAACCAUACAGAUGUGUUGUAUGUGGUAAACAACUACGAACAAAAAGUAAACUUGAACUGCAUGAGAAGUUGCACACUGGGGAAAAUCCAUAGAGUUAUUUAAUGUGUAACAAAGGAUUUUUAUGUUACAAUGGCCUAAAAAUUUAUGAAAAUAUACGCAUUGGUGAGAAGCUGUGCGGUUGUGUAGUAUGUGGUAAACGAAUUGUAAGCAAAAGUAGCUUAACUCUUUCAGCAUGGGCCUGGUCCCUGGGAUUGACCUCGUAACUAUUUUGUGUUGUAACUUUUAAAUUAGUAAGCGAAUGUUAACAAAA